This is a messenger RNA of Musca domestica (house fly), 1897 nucleotides long. Its product is annotated as zinc finger protein ZFP2. The coding region runs from base 101 to 1669 and encodes 522 amino acids. The transcript is spliced from 2 exons. Gene Ontology annotation, biological process: regulation of DNA-templated transcription. The record is from RefSeq and is a predicted model, not a curated record. Gene Ontology annotation, molecular function: zinc ion binding; DNA-binding transcription factor activity, RNA polymerase II-specific; RNA polymerase II cis-regulatory region sequence-specific DNA binding. Gene Ontology annotation, cellular component: nucleus. Lineage: Eukaryota; Metazoa; Arthropoda; Insecta; Diptera; Muscidae.
AAUGCAACUCUGCACAUACUUUGUGCGUGUGUGCAUGAAAAAAAUUCUGAAUUACCAGGACUUUGUUUACAAAAAAUUGUGAAUUAUAUUUGUUCAAAAAAUGACCGCCGAAACAGCUAAAGAUCAAAAAGAUCAAAGCUUAGCCGUUGCAAUGUGUCGAGCUUGUCUUACGGAUAGCAAUGAAUACAAGCCAUUGCACAGGGAAGGUAUUAUUUUUGGUGAAUUAACCACAUUGGGUACUUUGCUAAGUUUUUGUUCUGGGUUGGAACUUAACGAGGAAGACUUACUGCCUGAUAAUCUGUGUUCCCAAUGUGUCAAGGAUUUGGCGAUUUCCUACCUAUUCAAGAAGAAAGUCUUGAAAUCGAAUGAUGUAUUGCGGUCCCAAUUACUCGACGUUGAGGAGGAUACCGACGAGGUAUGCAAAGCACCUAACAAAGUAACUGAUAAGCAGCAAAAGCGGGAAACCACUAAAAAUAAGAAUGAAGCCAAUGAUAAACAAAAAGACGAAGAGGCGACUAGAAAUUGUGAAUCUGAGACAGAUCUUAAAGAAUUGGCCGAAGCUGCACAAAUGAAAAGAGAAUUGGAAGCCCAGCUUUAUGAGACAGCAGAAGAGGACUAUACAGAAAUUCGCAAUGAUGUGGACAGUGAACAAAUUGAACAUGAGCAUAUGGAUGAAGAUGAUGAUUUAUAUGUUGUGCAAGAGGUAGCUGAAACAACAGAAAUUUAUCAUACAACCGAAAUAGAAGAAGGCCACGAGAACGACCAACAUCAGGAGCAUACCGAAGAACACACUAUUGUUGAUAUUGAAGAGGAAACCCAUGUACAACAAGUAGACGAGGACGAAGAGGAAGUUGCCUUCGAAAUUCAUAUGACCAGUAAUUUAGAUGAAGAAUAUCAUGAAAUAAUUACAUCUGAUCCUGUGUCAACUAUAAGUCAAGAUGAUUCGAAAAAUAGUUAUGGCGUUAAAAGAAACUAUGAACGAAAGCUGGUACAUAAUUAUGAAUCAUCGGACAGUGGACAACCCUCAACGACUGUGAAAAGAGUACGAAACAGGAACAAGUCAACCAAUAAAACGCCAAAUCCAGAUUUUCGAUGCAAGAUUUGCGGCAAGCAGCUGAGCAACUCCAGUUCAUUUAAAUAUCACAUGCAAUUACAUUCAGAUGAAACACCAUUUAGCUGUGAAAUAUGUGGAGAACGUUUCAAAACCCGAAACGCCUAUGAUGGUCAUAGAGCAACGCAUGAUCCCAAAAAUACGUGUGAACUAUGCGGGAAAGUAUACCGUCAACCUUCAUCGCUACGACUACAUAUGUUAUCGCAUACGGGUGAAAAACCAUUUAAGUGUGAUAUUUGUGGGAAAUGUCUGACACAAAAAUCCGGCUAUAAGAAACAUAUGCUCACGCACACAGGAGAAAAACCUUAUCCAUGCGAUAUUUGUGGCAAAUCAUUCCGAAUUUCAAGUAAUAUGUUAGUACAUCGUCGUAGUCAUUUGGGUGAAAAAACUUUUGGCUGCCCUAAAUGUGCCAAACUGUUUGGUACAAUGGAACAAUUGAAGAGACAUAUGUUGGUACAUACCGAAGACACACCGUUUCCGUGCGAUAUCUGUGGCAAGCAAUAUAAACGACAGUCAACUUUAAAGGUCCACAUGUCCACGUGUGGAGAAAAUGUCUAAUAUCUAAAAUUACAUUCUAAGUUAGAAAGCAUGUUAUUGUUAUAAAUGUACAUUUAAUAAAUUAGAAGUAUAUUUUUUUAAGUGUUAAUAUGUUCGUUGUUUUGUAACUAAAACAUCGUGUUUAAUACAAAUAAUGAUACUGGUUCCAUUCGAUUUGUAUAAUUGGGAUUUGAUAUACUUUCGUGGUAUUUUAUUGUGAAAUAUAUUUCUUCGACCCUUUUGAACGUA